Messenger RNA from Tremella mesenterica DSM 1558, 921 nucleotides. RefSeq lists its product as uncharacterized. The transcript is spliced from 3 exons. The record is from RefSeq and is a predicted model, not a curated record. NCBI's taxonomy places the organism in Eukaryota, Fungi, Basidiomycota, Tremellomycetes, Tremellales, Tremellaceae. Bases 1 to 921 code for a protein of 306 amino acids.
AUGUCAGCGAUACGCAUAGAACCACCGAAGAAGAAAAACAUUGGUUCAGUAUAUGUGACAUUAGAUGAUGAAAUUAUCAAUUCCGAUUAUUCUGAUUUUGAGGAUCUAGGAGAUCUAUCAGGUGGAAUAGAGAACGAAGUGAUACCAGAGAGAGAAGUGUGGGUGGAAGGAACUUCAGAGAAGCCCACCGAAGGAAGAAAAGAUACCACCGAAGGAAAAGUUCUCGUGAGCCAAAAUGUAAAAUUUUCAGGUGUACCUAAGAAUCGUUCGAAAGAGAUACCAGCAACCUUCGGAAGAAACGGAUCUGCCGACAUGCCGCCUCCAAUGUGCGGACCGAGAGGUCAGACAAUUCAGAAGGUCAGAGAUAAUUUUCAUGAUAAAGUGACUAAUGAACGUACCAUGAGCCUCACCAGGCCUCAUGAGAGGAACCAAGGGAUCGAUACCACCUGGAAGUGGCGAAGACAUAGUGAUAUUUCUAAUGAAAAUAAAAGUUUUUUGGUGGGUGUCGAUUCUAUGAAAUAUUGUCAGCCAGGACCACAAAGGAAAUUCAUUGAUUCUUGGAAUUCUACCACCAAACCUGAAGUUUUAAGAAUUAGACAGGAUAGAUGGAAGUUCAGAGAGUCAGAAAUGAGUGAUAAAAGUGGAGAAAGACGAAAGGUGGACAUACCAUUAAUUGGAGGUAAAAGUGAUGAAGUAAAAGGAAAGAUAGAGAGGAAGCGGAGCCCCACAGUACGGGGCCCCACCGAACUUCAAUUCACGAUUUCACCUACCACUACUACCACACACAUAACUGUAACGGUACUGGAAACACGACGACUAGGUCGCAGGUUGGGUCGAACUCGAUGGAUGUCUCGUGGAAAUCUAGGGGCUCUGGUGCUAAUGGAUCGUGUCUCCUCUGCAAUCGAUGUAGCCAAAGAAUGA